GGCCCACACACAUCUUACGGAUAUCAUUUGUAUUAUUGUACUGCUUAUAUGUCAUUUGUAUGUAACUAUGUACUAGAUUAGUCUUUUAUGUAGUUGGGCUACCGGGCCCAUAUUAGCGGCCCGGCCCAUUAUUUCCCUAUUUAUACUCCUCUUGGAGCCAUUUGUAAACCUAACUUUUCCUAACUCAUAAUUCAUACACAAUAUCAUUCUUACUAUUCAUCUUCUCCAAUUAUCUAGCUCAAUCUCUCCAUUUUAAUAUACUUUGGAUAACCUAUAAUCCAUCAAUGGUGCUCUCGUUGAGAGAUUAGAGCAAAAUCAAGUGAGAAAUCCUCCCAAAAUCAUACAAAAAAUUCAUUCCAAUCAAAAGAAAUCAAUAAACAUUCUUGGAAUUAUUAUCAAAAAAAAGGGUCUGCAUCUUUGGCUCUAGAACAACCGUGCGCCGUUCUUCUCCUCCACAACCAGGUCUGUUCAGAAUCUCGCCUCGACAAUGGAGCUCCCAACGCCCACAGCUUGCCAGUAUCGGUGGAAGCUCGAGGCACCCCACCGCAGCAGCUCGCCAAUCGCUGAACUACCUCGCUAUUCCGCCUCCUUCGCAGCUCGAACUUGAACCGUGUGAGCUACCGCAAAAGCUAAAAAGCGGCAGUCGCGUCUGAGGGUGCUGAACCGUGCUGUGAGCUUCCGCCAUUAAUGGCCGUUUCAGAGCUUUGCUCGCGACCUGAGCAGAAGCGACAUCGAGGAUUCGUACUUCCUCUCCAACAGGGACCGCGACCGGUUUGCCUCGCCUUUUCCUUCUGAUAGUCUCUCUUUGGUCUCCAUACCCGGCGGCAGUGGCUGGCCAUUAACAGAGGAUAGGUCAAGGGAGUUUCUGGACCAAGUGGAAAAGAAUGGGCUGGAAUAUCUCUGCAUAAGUUCUUUCCUUCUGAUCGCCUUUUCCUUCUGAUCGCAAACAUUUCUGGACCAAGUGGAAAAGAAUGGGCUGGAGUAUCUCUACACAAGUUGUUUCAAGGGCCUAAUUUCUUCAUCAGCUCUCAAUUAUCAGCCCACAAUAUUCUGGCCCAAAUAUGAGCUAAGUAUCCAAGCAACCCAAUACUCCUAUUUAUGCACUUAAAAUAUUUAUUAAAUGAUAAUGGUAUAAUUAUUACUAUUAUUAAUUAUAUUAUUUCACCACCAUUAUGGCGGGUUAAAAACCCCCGAGGUGGUGAAGACCUUUAUGAGGGAUUAAAAUUUCCCGAGGUCGCUAAUGAAAAUUUAUUAUUGGCAUUAUUAUUUUUAUCAAUGUCAUUAGACCGGGUCAAAAAAACCCAAAGUGGUGAACCCGAGCUCUAGUCUACCGAACAUCUUUAUUUGAUGAUUCGGAUUAUAUUUAGGUCCAUCGACCUACCCUAGUCACCUUUAUUUGGUUGCUCGGACAUCUAAAAAUGAGAGUCGCUACCGGCCGCACAUGGCAUUAUGCCCGAGAGCGGUAAACGGUACACCUCGUUCUCCGAGACGCUAAUCGCGUCGCCCAAAAGCCGUUGCCAUGAACAACGCACCUAUUGUAUUCCGCUUAUUUUUUGGAAAUGUAAAUAGAAGAUACCACAUGUCGUAUCAGCAGCCUUCGAGCGAAAGGCUCUGGUCUGCUCCACUUUGUAUUUUGUAUCAGCGAAGGGCUCAGGCCUAGCUGAGAGAGCACAUCGUCCUGGCCCCGUAAGCCUAGAGUGAAACGCUCAGGUAUGGCCGACGAUGUCCCCAGGACGAGGGGCCCGCAAACGGCCCGCGUCUUGAAAUGGGAAGUUCACCGCGUCGUCCACGCACCAGAUCGCAGGACGACAGGCCUGAAAUCAUGGCCGAGGUGGCAAAAUCCCCCCACUCAGGGUUGGGCAACGGCAGCCGUUGGAAACCAACCAAAAGUCUAGCCCGCGUCAUAAAUAGGCGACGGGACCCCCCUGAGAUCACGGACGUUAUAAACGAAGUCUGAACCGGUCGAAGGACGAGCACACCCUUUGGCCGAAGCCUGAAAGAAGGAUACUCCCCGAAAUAGGGAACGGAAACGGAAAUAAAUAAAAAAAAAAGAGAAAAGGAAAAACAAAAAAUAAAAGAGGGAAGCCGAGGACCGCGUGCACUCGCCGGCCUCGAGCAACAAAACAUGAAAUCCCCACAACAAUACUAAGUACAUAUCAGGCAAAUACUAGACGAGCGCCCUGCGCCGUCCUUCAUUCUUAGACGAGCGCCCAGCGCCGUCCCUCAUUUUUAGACGAGCGCCCUGCGCCGUCCUUAAUUUGUAGACGAGCGCCCAGCGCCGUCCCUCAUUUUCAGACGAGCGCCCAGCGCCGUCCAUCAUCUUAGACGAGCGCCCAGCGCCGUCCAUCAUCUUAGACGAGCGCCCAGCGCCGUCCUCCAUUUGUAGACGAGCGCCCAGCGCCGUCCCUCAUUUUCAGACGAGCGCCCAGCGCCGUCCUUCAGUUUUUAGACGAGCGCCCAGCGCCGUCCAUCAUUUUCAGACGAGCGCCCAGCGCCGUCCCUCAUCUUAGACGAGCGCCCAACGCCGUCCUCCAUUUGUAGACGAGCGCCCAGCGCCGUCCCUCAUUUUCAGACGAGCACCCAGCGCCGUUCUUCAUCUUAGACGAGCGCCCAUCACCGUCCCUCAUUUUUAGACGAGCGCCCUGCGCCGUCCUUCAUUCUUAGACGAGCGCCCAGCGUCGUCCCUCAUUUUCAGACGAGCGCCCAGCGCCGUCCCUCAUUUUCAGACGAGCGCCCAGCGCCGUCCAUCAUCUUAGACGAGCGCCCAACACCGUCCAUCAUCUUAGACGAGCGCCCUGCGCCGUCCUUUAUUUGUAGACGAGCGCCCAGCGCCGUCCCUCAUUUUCAGACGAGCGCCCAGCGCCGUCCAUCAUCUUAGACGAGCGCCCAGCGCCAUCCUCCAUUUGUAAACGAGCGCCCAGCGCCGUCCAUCAUCUUAGACGAGCGCCCAGCGCCGUCCUCCAUUUGUAGACGCGCGCCCAGCGCCGUCCUUCAUCUUCAGACGAGCGCCCAGCGCCGUCCAUCAUUUGUUAGACGAGCGCCCAGCGCCGUCCUUCAUUUUUUACACGAGCGCCCAGCGCCGUCCCUCAUCUUAUACGAGCGCCCAGCGCCGUCCUCCAUUUGUAGACGAGCGCCCAGCGCCGUCUCUCAUUUUCAGACGAGCGCCCAGCGCCGUCCUUCAGUUUUUAGACGAGCGCCCAGCGCCGUCCAUCAUUUUCAGACGAGCGCCGAGCGCCGUCCCUCAUCUUAGACGAGCGCCCAACGCCGUCCUCCAUUUGUAGACGAGCGCCCAGCGCCGUCCCUCAUUUUCAGACGAGCGCCCAGCGCCGUCCUUCAUCUUAGCCCAGCGCCCAGCGCCGUCCCUCAUUUUUAGACGAGCGCCCUGCGCCGUCCUUCAUUCUUAGAUGAGCGCCCAGCGUCGUCCCUCAUUUUCAGACGAGCGCCCAGCGCCGUCCCUCAUUUUCAGACGAGCGCCCAGCGCCGUCCCUCAUCUCAGACGAGCGCCCAGCGCCGUCCAUCAUCUCAGACGAGCGCACAACGCCGUCCAUCAUCUCAGACGAGCGCCCAGCGCCGUCCCUCAUUCUCAGACGAGCGCCCAGCGCCGUCCAUCAUCUCAAGACCGGCUUCCUCAGCGCCGCGAGUCUUGAGCUGGCGAUCGGGCUCGCCAUCCCUUCCCGGAUGGUGACCAUCGCCUUUAUAUGACGAUCGGCUUCAUCAGCGCCUCAGCAUCAUAUUAUAGGACCGGCUCCUCAGCGCCGCGAGUCUUGAGCUGGCGAUCGUGCUCGCCAUCCCUUCCCGGAUGGUGACCAUCGCCUUUAUAUGACGAUCGGCUUCAUCAGCGCCUCAUCAUCAUAUUAUAAGACCGCCUCCUCAUCGCCGUUGUCCUCACAUCACGGUCGGCCCCUCGGGCUCGGCGUGAUCAUCUAUCUAAAGACCGGCUUCCUCAGCGCCGCGAGUCUUGAGCCAGCGAUCGGGCUCGCCAUCCCUUCCCGGAUGGUGACCAUCGCCUUUAUAUGACGAUCGGCUUCAUCAGCGCCUCGUCAUCAUAUUAUAGGAUCGACUCCUCAUCGUCAUCGUCCUCAUAUCACGACCGACCCCCUCGGCCUCAGCGUGAUUAUCUAUCUCAAGACCGGCUUCCUCAGCGCCGCGAGUCUUGAGCUAGCGAUCGGGCUCGCCAUCCCUUCCCGGAUGGUGACCAUCGCCUUUAUAUGACGAUCGGCUUCAUCAGCGCCUCGUCAUCAUAUUAUAGGACCGGCUCCUCAUCGCCGUUGUCCUCACAUCACGGCCGGCCCCUCGGCCUCGGCGUGAUCAUCUAUCUCAAGACCGGCCUCCUCAGCACCGCGAGUCUUGAGCUAGCGAUCGGGCUCGCCAUCCCUUCCCGGAUGGUGACCAUCGCCUCUAUAUGACGAUCGGCUUCACCAGCGCCUCGUCAUCAUUAUUGGACCGACUCCUCAUCGUCGUUGUCCUCACAUCACGACCGUCCCCUCGGCCUCGGCGUGAUCAUCUAUCUCAAGACCGGCUUCCUCAGCGCCGAGAGUCUUGAGCUGGCGAUCGGGCUCAUCAUCUCUUCCCGGAUGGUGACCAUCGCCUCUAUAUGACGAUCGGCUUCACCAUCGCCUCGUCAUCAUUAUUUGGACCGACUCCUCAUCGUCGUCGUCCUCAUAUCACGAUCGACCCCCUCGGCCUCGACGUGAUUAUUUAUCUCGAGAUCGGUCUUAGUCAUUCCUUUACCGAGUGACGACCGUUGCAUGGAUUUUUGGACCGGCCCCUCAUCGCCGUUGUCCUCACAUCAUGCCCGGCCCCUCGGCCUCGGCGUGAUUAUCUAUCUCAAGACCGGCUUCCUCAGCGCCGAGAGUCUUGAGCUGGCGAUCGGGCUCACCAUCCCUUCCUGGAUGGUGACUGUCGCCUUUAUAUGACGAUUGGCCCAUCAUGGCCUCGUCAUCAUUUAUUGGAACGGCUCAUCAUCGCCGUCAUGCUCACAUCGCGGCUGACCCCUCGGUCUCAACGCGAUCUUGAGCUAGCGACUGGGUUCACCAUCCCUUCCUGGAUGGUGGCCAUCGCCUCUAUAUGACGGCCGGCUCAUCAUUGCCCCGUCAUCAUAUUUCGGAUUGGCUCUUUUCAUCGCCAUCCGCGCAUCACGACCGGCCCCUCGGCCUCGGCGUGACUAUCUAUCUCAAGACCGGCUUCCUCAGCGCCGAGAGUCUUGAGCUAGCAAUCGGGCUCGCCAUCCCUUCCUGGAUGGUGACCAUCGCCCUUAUAUGACGAUUGGCUUCAUUCUUGCCUCGUCAUCAUAUUAUCGGAUCGACUCAUCAUCUCCGUCCGCACAUCACGAUCGGCCCCUCGGCCUCGGCGUGAUUAUCUAUCCCCAAGACCGGUCUCAGUCAUUCCUUCAUCGGAUGGCGACCGCUGCUUGGACUUUUGGAUCAGCCUCAUAGUGCUGACGACCUCACAUCACGAUCGGCCCCUCGGCCACGACGUCACACCCUAUCCCAACAUCGGCUUCAUCAGUGCCGAGUGUGUUGGGCUAGCGAUCAGGCUCGCCAUCCCCUCCUGGAUGGUGACUAUCGCCUCUAUAUGACGAUCGGCUCCAUCAUCGCCUCGUCAUCAUAUUUCGGACUGGCUCCUCAUCAUUGUCAUCCGCACAUCGCGAUCAGCCUCUCGGCCGCGACGUGAUUAUUUAUCUCAAGAACGGCUCCCAGCGCCGAAGUCUUGUUAUAGCGAUUGGGCUCGCCAUCCCUUCCCGGAUGGCGACCGUCGCCCCUAUAUGACGCACGGCUCAUCAUCGCCUCGUCCUCACAUUUAGACCGGCCCCAGCGCCGAAGUCCUUAUCUAGCGACCAGGCUCGCCAUUCCCUUCCUGGAAGGUGACCGUCGCCCUCAUAUGACGCAUGGCUUAUCAUCGCCUCGUCCCCAUAUUCGGACCGGUUCGUCAGCGCUGUCGUCCUCAUAUUCGGACCGACUCAUCAGCGUCGUCGUCCUCAUAUUCAGACAGGCGUCCACCGCCUCGUCCCCCUAUUUAGAUAUAGCGAACAUCUUGCGGUCUCCGGCCGAAAGGCUAAAGGAGCCCAGAGUUCAGCCAUAUAUCGCUCCGUCAUCUUUAUUUGAUGACGCGAAGCUCAUUUGCAGGCCAAUCGGCCAUAUAUCGCUCUGUCAUCUUUAUUUGAUGAUGAAGAGCUCAUUUGUAGGCCCAUCGGCCAUAUAUCGCUCUGUCAUCUUUAUUUGAUGAUGAAGAAGCUCAUUUGUAGGCCCAUCGACCAUAUAUCGCUCUGUCAUCUUUAUUUGAUGAUGAAGAGCUCAUUUGUAGGCCCAUCGGCCAUAUAUCGCUCUGUCAUCUUUAUUUAAUGACGAAGAGCUCAUCUACAGGACCAUCGGCCAUAUAUCGUUCUGUCAUCCUUAUUUGAUGACGAGGAACUCAUUUGUAGGCCUCUGAGCCACAUCUUGCUCCAUCAUCUUUAUUUGAUGACGCGAAGCUCAGUUGCAGACCCAUCGGGCAUAUAUCGCCUCGUCAUCUUUAUUUGAUGACGCGAAGCUCAUUUACAGGCCCAUCGGCCAUAUCUCGCUCCGUCAUCUUUAUUUGAUGACAUGGCGCUCGCAUAUAGGCCUCUGAGCCAUACAUCACCCCGUCAUCUUUAUUUGAUGAUGUGGGGCUCUCAUGUAGGCCUCUCGGCCAUACGUCGCCACGUCAUCUUUAUUUGACGACGUGGAGCUCUUAUGCAGGCCCCUCGGCCACACCAUCGCCUCGUCGUCUUUAUUUGACGACGUGGAGCUCUUAUGCAGGCCCCUCGGCCGCACCAUCGCCUCGUCGUCUUUAUUUGACGACGUGGAGCUCUUAUGCAGGCCCCUCGGCCGCACCAUCACCCCGUCGUCUUUAUUUGACGACGUGGAGCUCUUAUGCAGGCCCCUCGACCGCACCAUCGCCCCGUCGUCUUUAUUUGACGACGUGGAGCUCUUAUGCAGGCCCCUCGGCCGCACCAUCGCCCCGUCGUCUUUAUUUGACGACGUGGAGCUCUUAUGCAGGCCCCUCGGCCGCCCCAUCGCCCCGUCGUCUUUAUUUGACGACGUGGAGCUCUUCUGCAGGCCCCUCGGCCGCGCCAUCGCCCCGUCGUCUUUAUUUGACGACGUGGAGCUCUUAUGCAGGCCCCUCGGCCGCACCAUCGCCCCGUCGUCUUUAUUUGACGACGUGGAGCUCUCGUACAGGCCUCUCGGCCCAUCGGCCUUACGUUCUGGUCAUCUUUAUUUGAUGAACCAGACAUCAUAUUGUGGACGGUCGCUCGACCCAUCCCUUAGUCAUCUUUAUUUGAUGACUAGGACUACUGAUCAUGAUGAGCUACCCACAUCUAGAGAUCGGCCUCGACCAUCGCCCCAGCAGACGGGCACCGUUGCAGCUCCAUCUCCAGGCCGAAGGGUUCACACCUUUUGUUUCAUUUUGGGGGCAUCCGGUGUACUCUUUUUCCCUCAUUAGGAUUUUUUCCCACAGGGUUUUUCCUAAUGAGGUUUUUAACGAGGCAUCUCCCCAUCGUGGAUCAAAAGGUGUCAACCCUCGGCCCCCUGUUGAAGACAUCAUCCGACACGCAUUACUCUACUCCUCUUCACCUCAUUACACUCGCCUCAAGGAGUGGGGGACUGGGAGAGCGGGGGACUUAGCGCCUCCGUUAACCAAAGAAGCAGAAUUUCAAAUUUUUUCAUGAAGUUUAUUCACCAGACGACGACAGAUCAGCACACAGUUCUACUCUCUUUCGUCUCGAAUACUCUCGACUCAGAGAGUGGGGGACUCCUGAUAGAGUAUAUAGACUCGGACCCCCGGGUCUCACGACUAUUGGGCCCGGACAGCGGCCCACACACAUCUUACGGAUAUCAUUUGUAUUAUUGUACUGCUUAUAUGUCAUUUGUAUGUAACUAUGUACUAGAUUAGUCUUUUAUGUAGUUGGGCUACCGGGCCCAUAUUAGCGGCCCGGCCCAUUAUUUCCCUAUUUAUACUCCUCUUGGAGCCAUUUGUAAACCUAACUUUUCCUAACUCAUAAUUCAUACACAAUAUCAUUCUUACUAUUCAUCUUCUCCAAUUAUCUAG
Cuscuta europaea is the source of this 8067-nucleotide messenger RNA. NCBI's taxonomy places the organism in Eukaryota, Viridiplantae, Streptophyta, Magnoliopsida, Solanales, Convolvulaceae. The record is from the annotation of a GenBank genome assembly.